UUUGACCCAAGAAAGUUCACUGGUGGAAUAUCUGGAAGUCUGCGUCAGGAGUUCAGAGAGCUUGAGUUGCUGGAUGAAAUCACCAAGCUGCGCUACCUGGGCAAGAUCUCACCCAAAGUGACAGGCAUUACCCGCAAUGAACUGAUUACU
Trametes versicolor FP-101664 SS1 is the source of this 150-nucleotide messenger RNA. RefSeq lists its product as uncharacterized. Gene Ontology annotation, biological process: pteridine-containing compound metabolic process. The transcript has a single exon. The annotation marks the transcript as partial. Lineage: Eukaryota; Fungi; Basidiomycota; Agaricomycetes; Polyporales; Polyporaceae. The record is from RefSeq and is a predicted model, not a curated record.